AAAAGAAAAGCACGUCCCAAGCAGUCCAGUGCAGCCACGCCCUCUGGAUGCCCGCGCGCCCUAUAAAUCCUCCCCGGCCUCAUCCUCUUCGGCAAGCUCACAGCACAAACGUUCCUCUCCUCCUCGUCCUCUCUGUUGCCCCUUUGCCUGCAGCAACCCUGUACUAGGCGCAGGCCACACAGCAAGCUAUACAGCAGCUGCAGGGCAGCACCGCUGCGCCAAGUUUUCCGCCAGCAAUGGUUUCUGCUGGAGGCCAUGGCGGUGGGUGCGGCGACGGCGACGACGGGCAGGCCGUGGACUUCCGCGGCAACCCGGUGGACAAGUCCCGGACGGGCAGGUGGCUCGGCGCCGGGCUCAUCCUGGGCACGGAGCUGGCGGAGCGCGUGUGCGUGAUGGGCAUCUCCAUGAACCUGGUGACGUACCUCGUCGGCGAGCUCCACCUGUCCAACUCCAAGUCCGCCAACGUCGUCACCAACUUCAUGGGCACCCUCAACCUCCUCGCCCUCGUCGGCGGCUUCCUCGCCGACGCCAAGCUCGGCCGCUACCUCACCAUCGCCAUCUCCGCCACCGUCGCCGCCACCGGCGUCAGCAUGCUGACAGUGGACACGACGGUGCCGAACAUGCGUCCGCCGGCGUGCGCGGACGCGCGGGGCCCGCGGGGGCACGAGUGCGUGCCGGCGACGGGCGGGCAGCUGGCGAUGCUGUACGCGGCGCUGUACACGAUCGCGGCCGGGGCGGGGGGCCUCAAGGCGAACGUGUCCGGGUUCGGGUCGGACCAGUUCGACGGACGGGACCCGCGGGAGGAGCGCGCCAUGGUCUUCUUCUUCAACCGCUUCUACUUCUGCAUCAGCCUGGGGUCGCUCUUCGCGGUCACCGUGCUGGUGUACGUGCAGGACAACGUGGGCCGGCCCUGGGGCUACGGCGUCUCCGCCGUCGCCAUGGUGCUCGCCGUCGCCGUCUUCGUCGCAGGCACGCCCAAGUACCGCUACCGCCGGCCGCAGGGGAGCCCGCUCACGGUGAUCGGGAGGGUGCUCGCCACCGCCUGGAGGAAGCGACGCCUGCCGCUCCCCGCCGACGCCGCCGAGCUCCACGGAUUCCACGCCGCCAAGGUCGCCCACACGGACAGGCUCAGGUGCCUUGACAAGGCGGCGAUCGUGGAGGUGGACCUGUCGGAGAAGCGGGCGCCGGCGCCGGCGGCGUCGACGGUGACGGAGGUGGAGGAGGUCAAGAUGGUGGUGAAGCUGCUGCCCAUCUGGUCCACGUGCAUUCUCUUCUGGACGGUCUACUCCCAGAUGACCACCUUCUCCGUCGAGCAGGCCACGCGCAUGGACCGCCGCCUCCGCCCGGGCGCCGCCGCGUCGUCGGGCGGGUUCGAAGUUCCGGCGGGCUCCUUUUCCGUGUUCCUCUUCAUCUCCAUCCUGCUCUUUACCUCCCUCAACGAGCGCGUCCUGGUGCCGCUCGCCGCCCGCGCCACGGGCCGCCCGCAGGGGCUCACCUCGCUGCAGCGGGUCGGGACCGGGCUCGUCCUCUCCGUCGCCGCCAUGGUCGUCUCCGCGCUCGUCGAGAAGAAGCGCCGCGACGCGUCCGUCGGGGACGGGCACGUCGCCAUCAGCGCCUUCUGGCUCGUGCCGCAGUUCUUCCUCGUCGGCGCCGGCGAGGCGUUCGCGUACGUCGGGCAGCUGGAGUUUUUCAUCCGGGAGGCGCCUGAGCGUAUGAAGUCCAUGAGCACGGGGCUCUUCCUCGUCACGCUGUCCAUGGGCUUCUUCCUCAGCAGCUUCCUCGUCUUCGCCGUCGACGCCGCCACGCGGGGCACGUGGAUCCGGAACAACCUCGACCGCGGGAAGCUGGACCGCUUCUACUGGAUGCUCGCCGUGCUCGGCGUCGCCAACUUCGCCGUCUUCCUCGUCUUCGCCAGGAGGCACCAGUACAAGCCCAGUGCCGUGCCGGCGGCCGUGGCGCCCGCCGCCGGCGGCGGGGCCGACAGCGCGGGCCGCGCCGUGUCCGGGGAGAAGGAGAUGGACGACUUCGUCGCGGUCAAGGAGGCCGUGGAAGGGAUGGACGUGUAGGGGGGGACGUAGGGCAUGCAUGUCAGGCUCAGAAUUGAGCGGUGUGUACGAGUGCUGCUGUAGUGUGCUUUUUUUCGCUUUUGGGGUAGUGUACGGCGAAUUUUUCUUUCGCCUUUUCAGUUUGCUGCUUCGGCCUGCUCUCCUGUAAAUAACAUAUAGGAGAUAUGAGAAUUGAGGCGAAGUUUUCUUUUUUUUCUCUUUUAUAAAGUUUGCACCAAGAAAAUGUUGAAAUGAGCUUUUCUGAGUAUAAAUGUUCUCUCUGUC
Messenger RNA from Setaria italica (foxtail millet), 2330 nucleotides. RefSeq names its product protein NRT1/ PTR FAMILY 6.4. Lineage: Eukaryota; Viridiplantae; Streptophyta; Magnoliopsida; Poales; Poaceae. The record is from RefSeq and is a predicted model, not a curated record. The transcript is spliced from 3 exons. Gene Ontology annotation, cellular component: membrane. Bases 237 to 2066 code for a protein of 609 amino acids. Gene Ontology annotation, biological process: response to nitrate; transmembrane transport. Gene Ontology annotation, molecular function: nitrate transmembrane transporter activity.